Messenger RNA from Brassica rapa (field mustard), 9278 nucleotides. Its product is annotated as cell division control protein 48 homolog D. Lineage: Eukaryota; Viridiplantae; Streptophyta; Magnoliopsida; Brassicales; Brassicaceae. Gene Ontology annotation, molecular function: ATP binding; ATP hydrolysis activity; polyubiquitin modification-dependent protein binding. The record is from RefSeq and is a predicted model, not a curated record. Gene Ontology annotation, biological process: mitotic spindle disassembly; retrograde protein transport, ER to cytosol; autophagosome maturation. Gene Ontology annotation, cellular component: VCP-NPL4-UFD1 AAA ATPase complex; nucleus; cytosol.
GAUUCGGUUCGGAUAAUACUCAUAACCCAAAAUACCAAAAAACAGGAUCCAUUCGGUAUUUAUGUCGGGUUCGGAUCGGUUCGGAUUCAUUUUUAUCGGAUCGGAUUCGGUUCGGAUUUCCGGGUUCGGUUUAUUUGCCCAGCCCUACAUGAAGUGUUAGCUGUUACAAAUAGAUUUGUGGCUAUUUGAUAAAUAACUAAUUAAUUGUUAAUAGUUUCAUUAACUGAUAUAUGAUUUGUUAGUUGAUACAUUUGUUUGAUACAUAGAUUGUUAGAUGAUACUAAAAUUAUUAACUAAUAUGUUAGUUGGUGUGUAGAUUGUUACCUGCUAUGUAAAUAUUUAGCUGAUAAAUCUAGAGUUAUUUGUUUUCGAUAAAGCAUGAGGUAUUUUCGUCUGCACAGUAUCAAAAAGUUAUUUUUUUUGUUAUCCAUAAUUAUGUGCAUUCAGCUAAUUUGGAUCUUAAUUGGGUAUAUUCUACACAUUCUCCCUAUUUAAACUAGAGGAAGAUGUGGAAUAAAAGAAGAGAGAGAGAAGAACAUGGGUUUUGAGUAUUUUGACUUUUCAAUAUUUGGUGGCCACGUUGAAGAUCUAACGGUCCAUAUUUUUCUGGUUUAUGAAAACAAUUUUCUUUUUAUUGUUUUAGAAACUUCUCAAAAGCAAAAUUCUUAAUGUUUAUCUUAAAUUUUAUGGAACAACUCUCUGUAAUACUUAUAUUUUGAAAAUUAAGAUAUGAAAACACAAAUCUAAUCUAAAUAGAAAUUUUUUUUUUUUCUGCCAUAUAUCUAUUUUUUUUUGUGUGUUUAUCUCAUAACAAAUUAAACAUUUAUUAAUAUAUUAACGUUACACAAGUCUUGAAAUUAUCCAACAAUAUCAAGUUGUCUAGAAUUUCUUUUGAGAAAUUUGCCAAUGUGAUUGCUAUAAAAAAGGUAAAAAAAUACCAAAGAAAGAAAAGAAAAGGAAAUCUUUAAAAUAAAUAACUUUGCUUACAAGGAACAUAUUUAUCUUCAUCUAUAUAAACACACACGUGUCUGUCCAUAUUCUCAAAAACAAACUUCUCUUUCAAAGAUAUUUUCUUCUCUCUUUGCGCAACUCUGUUUCUACUCACAAACUAACCAUGAGGAAUCAAGCUGGUUCAUCUGAUUCGAAGGGGACGAAGAAAGAUUUUAGCACCGCGAUUCUGGAGCGGAAGAAGGCGGCAAAUCGUUUGGUGGUGGAUGAGGCCAUCAACGAUGACAACUCCAUCGUGUAUCUACACCCUGAGACCAUGGAGAAGCUACAGCUCUUCCGUGGAGAUACCGUGUUAAUCAAGGGAAAGAAGAGGAAGGAUACUGUGUGUAUUGCCCUACCUGAUGAUACAUGUGAGGAGCCAAAGAUUAGGAUGAACAAAGUUGUCAGGUCUAACCUUAGGGUUAGGCUUGGAGAUGUUAUAUCUCUUCACCAGUUCCCUGAUGUCAAGUAUGGGAAUCGUGUUCACGUUUUGCCCAUUGAUGAUACUAUUGAAGGAGUUACUGGCAAUAUAUUUGAUGCAUACCUUAAACCUUAUUUCUUGGAGGCAUACCGUCCGGUGAAGAAGGGUGAUCUUUUCUUGGUUAGAGGAGGGAUGAGAAGCAUUGAGUUCAAGGUUAUUGAGACCGAUCCUGCUGAGUACUGUGUUGUGGCUCCGAAUACAGAGAUAUUCUGUGAAGGUGAACCGAUAAAGAGAGAGGAUGAGGAGAGGUUGGAUGAAGUUGGUUACGAUGAUGUUGGUGGUGUCAGGAAACAAAUGGCUCAGAUUAGAGAGCUUGUUGAGCUUCCUUUGAGGCAUCCACAGCUCUUUAAAUCCAUUGGUGUUAAGCCUCCUAAAGGAAUCUUGCUCUAUGGCCCUCCUGGCACUGGGAAGACACUACUUGCUCGUGCUGUUGCUAACGAGACCGGUGCGUUUUUCUUGUGUAUCAAUGGUCCUGAGAUCAUGUCCAAGAUGGCCGGUGAGAGUGAGAGCAACCUUAGGAAAGCGUUUAAGGAAGCUGAGAAGAAUGCGCCUUCGAUUAUAUUCAUUGAUGAGAUUGAUUCCAUUGCUCCGAAGAGAGACAAGACAAACGGAGAGGUUGAGAGACGGAUUGUUUCUCAGCUCUUGACGCUUAUGGAUGGUCUUAAAGCUAGAGCUCAUGUCAUUGUUAUGGGAGCGACCAACAGGCCUAACAGCAUUGACUCGGCUUUGAGAAGGUUUGGACGUUUUGACAGGGAGAUUGAUAUUGGUGUUCCUGAUGAGAUUGGUCGUCUUGAGGUUCUCAGGAUUCAUACCAAGAACAUGAAGCUUGCUGAAGACGUUGAUUUGGAAAGAGCAUCCAAAGACACACACGGGUACGUUGGUGCGGAUCUUGCAGCGUUAUGCACUGAAGCUGCUCUCCAGUGCAUCAGAGAGAAGAUGGAUGUGAUUGACAUAGAAGACGAAGAGAUAGAUGCUGAAAUUCUCAAUUCUAUGGCUGUGACUAAUGAGCAUUACCUGACAGCCCUUGGUAACAGCAAUCCUUCUGCUCUACGUGAGACGGUCGUCGAGGUGCCUAAUGUUUCUUGGGAGGACAUUGGUGGUCUUGAGAAUGUCAAGAGGGAACUACAAGAGACUGUUCAAUAUCCAGUGGAGCAUCCUGAGAAGUUCGAGAAGUUUGGUAUGUCACCAUCUAAAGGAGUCCUAUUCUACGGUCCUCCCGGUUGUGGGAAGACCCUUUUGGCCAAGGCUAUCGCCAACGAGUGCCAAGCCAACUUCAUCAGCAUCAAAGGUCCAGAGCUUCUCACAAUGUGGUUUGGAGAGAGUGAAGCCAACGUCAGAGAGAUAUUCGACAAAGCACGCCAGUCCGCUCCUUGUGUCCUGUUCUUUGAUGAGCUCGACUCCAUCGCCACUCAGAGAGGUAGCAGCGUUGGAGACGCUGGUGGUGCAGCAGACAGAGUGUUGAACCAGCUUCUUACGGAGAUGGAUGGUAUGUCUGCCAAGAAGACUGUCUUUAUCAUCGGAGCAACGAACAGACCAGAUAUCAUCGACCCUGCGCUUCUUCGACCUGGUCGUCUCGACCAGCUCAUCUACAUUCCUCUCCCUGAUGAGGAGUCUCGUUACCAGAUCUUUAAGUCUUGCUUGAGGAAAUCUCCGGUGGCUAAAGAUGUUGACUUGAGGGCUCUUGCUAAAUACACUCAAGGGUUUAGUGGCGCGGACAUCACAGAGAUUUGUCAGCGUUCUUGCAAGUACGCGAUCAGAGAGAACAUCGAGAAGGAUAUUGAGAAGGAGAGGAAGAGAGCAGAGGCACCAGAAGCAAUGGAAGAGGAUGAGGAGGAGAUUGCAGAUAUUAAAGCUGGUCAUUUUGAGGAAUCAAUGAAGUACGCGAGGAGAUCAGUGAGUGAUGCAGACAUUCGCAAGUAUCAGGCAUUUGCUCAGACUCUCCAACAGUCUCGUGGGUUUGGAAGUGAGUUCAGGUUUCCUCAAGUGACAGGGGCAGGAGCCGCUGCCACCACGGCUGGUGGAGCUGACCCGUUUGCUACUACGGGAGGAGCAGCAGCCGAGGACGAUGAUCUCUAUAGUUAAAUAUAUAUGAUCACAGACCGUCUCUUGUGUCUGUACAUUGUUCUCUUGAUAAACCUUUCACUGGUUUUUGUUGGGUUUUUAUUUAGUGUUUCUUUAUAUAAAUCUUACAUAUAAUGAGACACUUUCCUCUCUUUUGAGAGUGUCCACGUAUGCAUAUUUUAAAGUCUGUGGGUCCCGCAUUACGUUCGGUUUUCGUUUGGUCUAAUGAAUCCCACUAUAUAAAAGAAGCUAAAUUUGAGCUUCAUAAGGCUAUCCACAUGUGCACAAAUAUUCAGGACCAACCAAAGUGCCAUGUCAUCUUUGUGGGCUUGCAAUUUUAAAAAAAUUUGUCACCUACGUGGCCCGUAUGACCCAUCUCUCCCGAGCCUCUCUUCAUACCAUAUUGGUCGCAGCCCAUUACCCAUCUCUUGAUACGGUUCGGGUUAUAUCGCUGUCCUCUCUGAAAUAUCAAAAUCACUAACCCUAAUCACCGUUCUCGAUCUCUUUGUCGAUUCUCUUCCUCCCCCAAACUCAUCCCGAUCUCUUUGUCGAUUCUCUUUCUCUCCCCAACUCAUCCCGCAUAACGUCCCCGAUGAGAGUGCUGGUACUUCAAUGUGCUCUCAUAAAGCCUUCAAUGUUUUCUUCAACCAUGCUGUUGCCUGUUGGUGAUGUUUUCAAUUUAAUAUGCGGAGAGGAUGAGAUCGACUUGGGGAGAGGAGGUUAUUGUUCGGAAUUGAAACCCGAAAAUGGAUUUCACAAUCGUAAGCUCUCACUUCUUUGGGCUCGCUUCGUCUUCUUAAAGAGGCUUUAUCGGCUGCGUUGAGGCUGUAUCGUCCGGUGCCGGAGUUCUUCAACCCCGGCUUGAAGGGCGACAAGAUACAACAUGGGACUUUUGUUUCGCAGUGAUGUUUUUGAUUUACUUGGCUGGGAGGAUGAGAUCGACUCUGGGAGAUUUUGUUUCGAGUUCAAACCGGAGGGAUUGACUUUGAAAUCGUACGCUCUUAGUAUACAUAAUUAUGGGCCAAUACACACAGAUUACGAUACAAACACAAACACGAAGCUCAGCAUUAGAGUUUCAGCCCCGGAGAUUCAACAGCAACUAAAGUAAGAUUCCAAAUUCGUCCUCUGUUCAGCCUCCAGUCAAUUUCUUUUACUUUUUUAAUCUUUGCCUAAUGUUCAUUACUGUGAUCAAAAAUAACUCGCUUGCAUAUGUCUUCUUUUUCAGGUUGUUACUUGGCUUUCUAUUUCAUGAAGCACAGAACGUAGUAUAUAAAAGGAAACAGGAAUACACUUUGCAAAUAUUCUCUGUGUCUUUGGAUUAAUCUAUAAUCUUGUGAUGUAGAUAGAUACAAAAGCUUCUUACGGAUCUCCAUGGAGAAUUCAUGAAGGUAACCUGAAACAACUCUCUAUCUCUUGCAAGUGGAUGCCAGACUAAUGUCAUAGUUUGGUAAAAUUCCAGAUUAAGUUUUGGUGAAUGACUUUGUGUUUUGUACAGAAGAUAAGAACUCAUGUUCGUUAUGGGAAGCAGUUAUCACAAUACAACCUUACUUAUCGAAUUUUCAUCAAGUAAUAUUACAUGAUUUAUAAUUAGUUGUGUAUUUUAUGACAUUUUAUAAGUGUGGUUGACGAUAAAAAUGACAAGGCUAUCACAAAAGAUACCUCAAGUUCAGGUAUUUUAGAUAUGGGACUCUCUGGACCUUUAAUAUGUGAUAAUGUAUCGAAGUUUUAAGUCUUCUUCCAACAAUACUCUAAUUCGAUUUUGUGGUGUAUCGAUACAUUUCCUGAAGGGCUUACUCGGAAGCUUCCAGUUACCAACAAGUAUGUGAAGCCAAUAUGUAUAGGAUUUGGAGGGGCGGAGGACCACGACCUUGAAAAUCUGAAGAAACAGCUUGAAGAUGAUGAUCUCAUCAGAGGUACAAUAACUGCGGAACAUCAAGGCAGUGAAGGUACAAUUUUACCUGUGCAUGUCAAAACCGAACUCUGUAGCCAUCUCCCUACACCGGUUUAGUCAUAACUGUCAUUUGAUUAACAAACAGAGUCUGGUGUUAAUUAGCUGAUACAAAAGACAAUCGCGCAUACAGCUGAGAGGGUCACGUGGUCUAAGUCUUGAAUUAACGUUUGAGUUGUUCUGUUCAGUGACAAAGGCUUCUGUCCAUUCCAAAUCAAGCAGGUACACAUAUGAAUCCGGCUCCUGUGUUUAGAAUCAAGAAACAAAGUUCCUUCGCGUCAAAGGCUUGUGUGCGAGUCUCUUCAGUGCUCUCUUUGGCUUUCUUAUGUUCGAUUCACACAAGUAUUGGUCUUCCACAACAAAGACUCAUCCACAUUAUUACAUCUUCUGCUAUAAACCUUUUCUUUUACCUCUAGGCUCAUUGUCAAUACCAAAAUACAGCUGCGUUUUGACCUUGAUUAGGUGUGAUUGUGACUCUCUUUCACUUCCUCGAUGCACAUGGCUACACUUUUCUUUGCGGUGGUUGAGAUGUCGAUAGACAUAAUCACUCUUGGGAAAAUCAAGGGACUGCUCAGCAUGGGUCGCCUCUUCUGCUUGAAAUAUUGGAGACCAAUGAGUUAGAGUUUAGAGACAUCAAUUGGUAGAUUCAUACAAUAUAAGCUUAGAGUUUUGUUUCUUCUUUGUUUUUCCGGUUGAUUGGUUUUAAGAAAUGGAAUCCUUUCUCUCAAAAGACUAUAAGCAUAUUGUAGUGUCAGAUGGCUUGAUGAUUCUUUGAUUUUGAAACCAGAAAUCUAUUUUCCUGCCAAAUGCUUCUUUGUUAUUGUUACAUAGUGGAGUGUUUAAAACAUUACUAAACCAAUUCAGUCAAAUUUUAAUAGAACGAAGCAAAACGAUUAGAACCAGUUGUAUUUUUAUAUCUUUGUAAAACUCAGCUUCUCAGGAUCAAUCUUAUCACUACGAAUCAUCAUUCUAUAAAAGAAGAUGAAGUCGGAUUUGGAAAGCGUUUGGUAAUUUUUAGAAGUUUGAGAGAAGGUAAUAGAAGUUGUAUUAAAUAGUGGAUAUAGUGGACGUUUGAAUUAAGUUUGUACACUUCUCGGAUUGAUACAUUUAUUCACGUUUUGAAAUUGAACACGUCUAUUCAUUAAACACGUUCCCAAAGUCUUAGAAACAAAUACAUUAUCAAUUCAAAUCCCAUUAGAAUAAGUUAUUGUUCAUACGUUCUAAAUAUUUAAUAAUAAAUUAAACAACAAAUUUUUUAUAUCUACAAAAUUUUCAUCAUAACAUAAGUAUUUUUAUCACGUAAAAUAAAUUGAAAUGCAUUUGAAAUAUUUAGUAAGAAUUAAAUAUCCAGUUUUUUAAUAUCACAAAAAAAUAUCUUUUAUCACGUAAAAACUUGAAAACAUCCAUGUAUAAAAUUAUAUACAAUCUGUAUAGAGAUUUAUCUCUUUUGAAAAAAUAUUAAAAAUUAUAUGAUGUAAAAUAUAUUUUAAUGAUAACACAAUACAAACUAUAUAUAAUGAUAAUUAUCAAAUCAAUAAAAUUCAUUUCUAAUUUAUGGUUAAGUAUAUAUUAACAAAUUUAAUUAUUUAUUAAAGUUAAUAAAGACUUUGUAACACAGUAUAAUUUAGUUUUGGACAAUGAUAAUUAUCAAAUUAAUAUUUUAAAAAUUUUAUGGUUACUUAUAUAUUAACAAAUCUAAUUAUUCAUUAAGAAUAAUAAAUAUUUUAGCCGCUCUACAUUUUAAAGUGAAAGUUUAGAAGAUGAAAAAACUCACUCCAUAAAUAAUAUUAUAAAUUAGGGUAAAUCUCCAAAAUAGCACAUUUCUAAGUUUAUAUCACAAAAAUAGCACUCAAAAACUAAAAUGACCAAAAUAGCAUUUUAUCUUUUGAAAAAUUUAAAUUUUUUUUAUUUUUCAAAAUUUGAAAUCUUAUCACCAAAACCUCACUUUUUAACUCUAAACCCUAAAACCUAAACUCUAAACCCUAAACCUUAAAUUCUAAACCCUAAAUCCCACCUCUUGAAUGCUAUUUUUGUGACUUUUGGCCUUGAGUGUUAGUUUGGGAACAAAAACUUGAUUUAGUGCUAUUUUGGUCUUUUUCUCUAUAAAUUAUUUAAAAUAAACAUAAAUAAAUGAUUAAAUAUAAGUUUGAUUAUAACAAACAAUCCGCGCAGGGCGCGGAUAAAAGAUCUAGUCUUAUAUAUAAUAAGACACUUUCCUCUCUUUUGAGAGUGUCCACGUAUGCAUAUUUUAAAGUCUGUGGGUCCCGCAUUACGUUCGGUUUUCGUUUGGUCUAAUGAAUCGGAGUUUAGUCUGAUUCUCUGGUUCGAUAGAUCAGUAAAGAAAUGAAACUCUUGGUUUUCAAAUAGAAGUGAAACUCUGCGUAUUCAAUUAGACCUUCAUUGUUAUCCUUCGAUCAAACUUGCCGUCACCGUUUUUUCUUAAUCUGCAAAUCUAAUGUUUCUCCUCUCAUCUCUUCGCCUCCCUGUUGUUCAAGCAAUAAUUGUUAUUCACAUUUAACUCAGUAAAGCUUUCGCCCUCUCCGUUUCCUUCGCGUGAGAUCUAUAAAUAGGAGAUGACUGAGAGUUGGAUGAACCUUCAUGUGAGAUCUAGAGAAGAACGUUCAAGCUGCCGUUAAGAAGCUAGACUGUGGCAAUGAUGAAGCAGCAAAAGAGUUUAAGUGUGAGGUUGAGAUAUUGAGCAAGAUUCAGCACCCAAAUAUAAUCUCCUUAUUAUAGCACGAAUGAUACCAACCACAAGGUUCAUCGUCUAUGAGCUGAUGCCAAAUGUCUCUCUGAAAUCUUACUUGCACGGCUCAGGAUCUUCUCGGGGUUCAGCGACCACAAUCACAUGGCCUAUGAGUAUGAAGAUUGCUCUUGAUAUAGCGAGGGGACUAGAAUAUUUACAUGAAGGUUGUCAUCCAGAUCAUUCACAGAGACUUGAAAUCUUCCAACAUAUUAUUGGAUUGUAAUUUCAACGCUAAGACUUUGGUCUUGCUGUUGUGAAUGGACCAAAGAAGAAGAACCUUAAACUCUCUGGAAAAGUUGGUUACGUUGCACCAAUAUCUUCUCGACGGCCAAUUGACAGAAAAGAGCGAAGUGUUUGCUUUUGGGAAAAAAACUGUUGAGAAGCUAGGUCCUGGUGAAUGUGAAACCAUCAUCACUUGGGCAAUGCUUUAUCUCACUGAUAGAACCAAGUUAACAAACGUCAUAGAUCCGCUAUUAAGACACGAUGGUCUUGAAACAUCUUUACCAGGCAGCAGCAGUGGUGGUUUUGUGCGUGCAGCCAGAACUGAGUUAUAGACCGUUGAUUACAGACUCUUGCAUUCUCUUAUACCAUUGGUUCCCAUGGAACUUGGUGGAUCCUUGAAAACCAUCAGAAGAUCUGCUUCCAUGGAUCACUGUUAAACACUCGUUCCAUCCUCUUUGCUUCAUACACCAAUAGUUUCUGCGCUGGUUCAACAUUAACGGUAAAGCAACGCUUUCUGGGUUUUCUUUGUCUUCACCAUGGCAGCUAUAACUAUUUCUCAGUUGAUUUCGUUGUCUCCUGAUUCCGACAAAGCCACCUUUCCGGUGCCAUUCUGUCUGCAGAAAUAUCUGUGAGAGUUUGAAAGCAACCAAACCGUCAACCCAGCCCUGCUCCGUCUCUUUAACAAUUUUUAUAUUACUAUGCAUUUUCUAUUUCAGACUUUACCAUAUUUUCUAUUUUUUCCAGUUUUUCUUUUGAAAACCAUUUCUGCAAUGUACAUCAUCGGAGGAUAACAAUUUCUAAAUUUUAAUAGUUUAAAAAGGGUUGACGUAAUA